GCUUGUCAUUUAAUAAAUGGCCACCCUGUAGAUUUAAAUCAAAAUUCGGAACUGGUCGAGACAUUGCUUUUACAAUUAUUUUUUCGGAAAAACCCCGCUCUUUUUGUGGAAAAACAACCAAAACAAACAUAGAGCCCCAUAACUGGUCAAGAUGGAGGAUCGCCUAAAGCAGGCCUAUCAGCGACAUCGCCUGGAACGGGAACGAAUUACCAGACGCCUCAAGCGGCUGACCGGAAAACGGUCCAUCGAUCUACUCUGCAACGACGCAUCCCCGCCUCCCAUCGCCAUUGCCAUCGCCGAGCUGAGCAUCCAGAGGCGGAUGAAGGGCGGACAGCAAAUGCGAAGCUUGGAGGCGCAUGCCCUGUUGCCGCGACCCCAUCUACGGCAGGUUCCUCCCACACCCCCACCAACGCCACGUGCCAGUCCCAUUCCAGUGUCGAGGAAGCGCCCGCCGAGGAAAGCUUCCAGACAUGCGGCCAAGUCAACUCCAGAUCUGUUCGUCGUCGGUCACCAGCUGCCGAUGCAUGCCCCGCCCCAGAGUCGCCGCAUCCCGCUUCCCCGUCAGCCAGUCGAUGAUUACAUCUACUUUUAUCCGGGUCAGUAUCCGGAUAUGAUCUACUGGCAUCCCCAGGGUAUGCUGUUCCAACCACAGCAGCCGCACCAGCCGCAUCAGAUCCUCGUGAAGGGCGAGGAGCCUCCACGGGUGGUGGAUGAACGAUUUAUAGCCGAACUGGUGGACGAGCUGAUCUUGGAAACCCAGGAGUCUAAAGGAUGAGAGCUUAAGGCUUGUGGGCGAACUAGUCACCUGAAAUAAAAUAAAAUAAAAUGUCAAGCUACAUCUAACUAA
This is a messenger RNA of Drosophila ananassae, 847 nucleotides long. RefSeq lists its product as uncharacterized. The record is from RefSeq and is a predicted model, not a curated record. The coding region runs from base 152 to 775 and encodes 207 amino acids. The transcript has a single exon. Lineage: Eukaryota; Metazoa; Arthropoda; Insecta; Diptera; Drosophilidae.